ACCUUUCAAAUAGUUUGGUUUUUAGUUAUUACUGGGUAAAGAAUAUUAACCCCAAACAUUGCGGACAUUAUGUGCUUUUGUUUAUUUUAAUAUAAUGCUUAUAUAUUUCCCAGAGCUUUCAACUUAGUGAAGACAUUUGUUAUAUAUAUGUUGGUUACCUUGUGGUUGCGGGAUACCUGUACACCAAUCAUAUCAUACUUCAAUGAACGGCAACGAAGAACCGAGGGAAUUUGUUUUAGAUGAUGUAGAAUAAAAAAAAGUUAUUACCGGAUAAUGCGUUUACAUUUACAUUGCAUUGCACAUGCUAUGAAAUUUUUGGUUUGUUACCAUUGUACUUUGUAAGAUGAGUGAAGUGUUGGACGCAGUGCAGGAAUUAAAAUUAAACGAGCCUUUAUUUCGAAAUGUUAAGUUUUAUGUUAGUGGGAAGGCACAUGAAAAGGUCUUAAGCAUUCUUCAAGAGGGAGGAGGAGAACGGAUGAAUUACUUCUCAGACUUUGUGACGCACUGCAUUAUUGGAGAUGAUGCAUCUGAAAGUGAUAUUUGUGAUGCCAAGGAACUGUAUGAAGUCCCAGCAGUUACUCAGAAGUGGGUCCUUUACUCCGUUAAAUGUAAAAGAUUGUUGCCUACUAAAGGUUUCUUGCCUGACAGUGACCAGCUUUUCACAGGGAUAAUUGCAUGUCUUUCACGAACCACGAAAGCUGAUUCUGAAGCGUUAUGGGCUAUGAUAACAUUCAAUGGUGGGCAUUGUCAACUGAGCCUGAACAAGCAUUGCACCCAUUUGAUAGUAACAAAACCAGAAGGAGCAAAAUAUGAGGAAGGAGUGCGUCGUGAAGAAUCUCUUCAUAUUGUGACUCCAGACUGGGUUGUGGAUAGUGUGCGAAGCCGAGGGAGGUGUGAAGAAGGUCUCUAUCAUCCUCGUCUGCUGAUCCUACCAAAACCCCGCCCUCCUACCCCUCCUCCUGCUCUUCCACCAUCGGCUGUGUCAAGACCAUUUGGAUCCAUAGGUGACAAUAACAAGUCAGGCAGCAAUGACAACAAUGGUCUGCUUUCAACAGCUCAGAUCUUGGGAUUUGCAGAUGAAGUGUUUGAUAGCAAGGAUGUGGGUGGUGGACAAGGUAGCAAGGCAUCUCUUCUGGAACAGUUGAAGCAGAGGAUGCCAUGGAAUCAGCCACAGUCUGCAACACAGCAGAAACAAAUUUUGACAACAGUGCAACACCAGCAGGUUUUGCAGCAGCAAAAGGAUCAACAGUUACAACAGCAGUUACAGCAGUUUCAGUCCAUUCAACAGCAGCAGCAGCAGCAACGAAUGGCUACGUCAUCAGCAGUAGGGUUAACUCCAGUCCCAAUGCAACAGCAAACAUUGUCUUCCUUGCAGGUAUCUGCAGCAGGAGGACAGCUGCUACAGCAGCAAGUCCUUACCUCAUCUCCUGCAAGUGGUAAUGUGGUGAUGACAGGGCAAGGUGCUAUGUUGCAACAUCAGAGGACAAUGCAGGUAAUUCAGCAACAAAGAAGCAUGCAGGUGGUACAACAAGAUGGUUCUCAGGUGCAGGUGAUGCAUCAGCAGAGGGUGAUACAGCAAUCAUCACCCCAUCCACAGCAGCAACAAAUACAAGUGCAGCAAGGACCUCCUUGGAGACAGGCUAUUCCACCACAACAGCAACAAACGCAACAAAUCCAAGUACAGAAACAGCAGUUUGUAAUAAGAGAAGGUCAGCCACAAGUGCAGCCACAGCCUAGUCAGCAGUCUCAGACGCAUCAAUAUACAGUGACUGUACAGCGUGAGGUAGUUGCGGGUACAGCUGGUCAGCUGACAUGGCAGCAACAACAGCAACAGCAGCAGCAGCAGCAGCAACAGCAGCAGCAACAACAGCAACAGCAACAGCAACAACAGCAACAACAGAGGCACUACCACCUUCAGCAGCAGCAGCAGCAGCAGAGACAGCAGUUACAGCAACAGCAACAACAGCAGCAACAGCAACAGCAACAGCAACAGCAGCGUCAGAUUGCAUGGACUCAGCAGCCACAGGCUCAGGGUCCUCCACGUCACCUGAUCCAUUUGGACCUUCAGACUCAUGCACAAUUACAGCAGAUGGAUCCACAACAGAGAGCCAUUUUCUUUCAGAAGAUUCAAAAGCAACGACAGAUAAUUUUGCAGAGACAGUUACAAGCACAAAGACAAGCCCAGGCACAGCAGCAGGGAGUAGUACCGGGAAUCCCUCGCCAACAGUUGAUACAGCAGCAGCAGCAGCAGCCACAACCACAGGUUCUUAUUCGAGGUCAGCUCCCUGCUGGCCUGACACCUCAGCAGCAGCUGCAGUGGUUGCAGCAACACCAACAGAGACAACUUCAAGGACAGGCUGCUGUCAUUAACCAGCAGCAACAACAACAACAGCAACAGCAGCAGCAGCAGCAGCUUCUCCAACAGAACCCACAACUUCGACAGCAGCAGGUUUUAGUGCAACAGCAGGGUCCACUUCGCCAGCAGCAGUUGAUACCAGCAGGGCAGAGUCCCAUAGCUCAGCAACAGCAGCCUCAACAAGCUACACAGCGAGAAUUGGUAGUCACUGGAACUGCUCCUGGAAUAAUGCAGACCCCACAGCAACUUCAGACUACAGGUGCUUCUGGUACUUGGAUUCCCCAGCAGGCUGAGAAUGCUGGUACAGUUCAACAGGCACAAGCAAAUCAACAGCAGCAGAUGGCACAGCUGCAAUUACAGAGACAGCAUCAGAUACGCCUCCAGCAGCUACAAUUGCAGAGAGAUGCAGUUGCACAGAAGCAGCAGCAGCAGCAGCAGGUUGUUGUAGCUGGGCAACGGAUACAGGUGCAGCAGACACAGUCCCAACCACAGUCAGUACAGCAAGGGCAGAUACAGUAUCCUGCACAGGUUCCAGUGCAGCAGCAGAUGGUGCAAGGCCCAAUGCAGUCUCCACUUCAGCAACAGCAGCCACCGCCUGAAGCUACAGAUGAGGUUGCACACCAAGAACACUUUCAAGAUUUAAAGGCUGGAGUUAAUCAACAAGGACAGCAGGCAUCUCAGCAACCACAGCAACCUCUUGUGGUAAAUCCCAAAACUAAAACAGCUCUGGCAAAUAUGCUGAGCAUACGGCUGCAGAGUGGAACUACAGGCACACCUCACUUGUCUCCACAGCAACCAGGAGUACAGGGUCCUGUUUUGGUUGGUCAGCCAGCAACUUCCCAAGAGGGCAGUGCUGCAGGACAGUUACGAUUGAUGACAGCUCAGCAUCAUGCACAACAACAUCAGCCACCACCUGGAAUUCUUCAAUCUCCAACUCGACCAGUUACUGCUUCACACAUUCCACCUGAUCAGCUUCUCACAUACCAGCAACAAAGGCGUACACUGGGCAACAUAACAAAUGCCACGGGUGCUGCCAGUGGUGGAAGCUCUCCAGUUCGCCCUCCUGGCAUGGUGGUAGCUAAUUCAGGGGCACCCCAUGGUGGUGGAGGAGUCUUGCAGCAACAGUCACCACCAGUAGGCGUUGUGGUAGGGGCACCUGGUGUAGGAGCAGCUGUGGCCAAGUCUCCCUACAAUCAGACUGCUGCAACAGCUGCUAGGGUGGCUGCAGCAUUAGCUAAAUCAGCACAGAGUGUGGGGCAGGUCCAGCAGCAACCAAGAGCUCAGUUUUAUGGGCAUAACCCCAACUUGAAAUUGCCGCCAGACCUUUUCCUGUUGGGUUGCAUCUUCAUGAUCGUGGAUUAUGAUUCUAGUAUGCCCGAAGAAGUUAUGAUGUGGCAGCGUAUCAUUGCCUCCAGUGGUGGUGAGGUUGAGACAGUAUAUGGGCCCCGAGUGACACAUGUUCUAAGUGAGACACAAAAGUCUGCAACAUUCCAGCGGGCACUCAGAGAAGGAAAGCGCUGUGUGACAGCAUACUGGCUGAAUGACGUAGUCCUGAAGCAACAGGUGCUUCCACCAUGGCAGGCACUUCACUUUCCUACACCUUUCAGCGAUGAUAAGCCCUGUAAGAACCACAUCAUUUCAUUCUCUGGCUUUGAAGGAGAGGAAAGGGCUCGAGUUCGGUUCAUGAUUGAAGCAACUGGAGCAAAAUGUACCAACUAUUUCACAAAACAUAACUAUAUACUGGUUUGUCGCAGGCUUGAAGGUGCGAAGUACAAAAAGGCACGUGAAUGGAACAGGCCAGUUGUGAAUGUCCAGUGGCUGAAUGAAAUCUUGUUUGGACACUACUCUUGCAUUCAGCAGCCAGAUAUGCCAAAGUUCCAGCAGUUUAAUUUGGGCAAUCCAUUUCGUAUUGAGUAUGCCCUGAUUCCACACCUCAUGGCUGCAUGGAAGAUGCCCAUAAAUAUCACUCAGGAAUCUUACGAUAAGAUUAAAUCAACCCCGCCACCUCAACACCGAGCCAAACGACCUCGUCUUGACAAAUCUGCUACUUCUGCUGGAGACUCAGACCAAGAGAAUAUGCUUGAAAAUGUGGAAGUAACAAAUCUUGAUCCACCUUCAGAUGACAAGAAACCAAUGGUUUUAUUUUCUUAUGUUAUCAAGCAGUCUGAAUUAGCUAAGAAAGUUAAGCAAUUGGGUGGUGCAGUAGUGGACUCACAUAAAGAAGCAACACACCUGGUAAUGUCACAGGCUGUUCGAACCAUCAAGCUUCUGUGUUGCCUCUCCACAUGCCAGUAUAUUGUAUCUGAAGCAUGGGUCAGGGAUAGUCAUGCCCAUAACAAGUUUCUAGAUGAAAAACUAUACAGUUUGAGUGAUCAUGAGUUUGAAAAGACGUUUGGCUGCCAAAUUGCUAAGGUCCUGGAGAAACCUAGCAGAAGUGAAUUAUUUAAGGGUAAAGUGUUCUACAUAACGCCAGGUGUAAUACCUAGCCCAUCAGUUUUAGCAGAUAUCAUCGAAUGUGCUGGUGGUAAGGUAGAAAAACACAGACGUUCACUUAAAUCUGUUCAAGAGAUAAACCAGAAAGAAUACAGCUAUUUUGUAAUCACUGUUGGAAAUGAUCUUCAUCUUCUUAGAGACCUGAUCAGAAAUGAAAUUGGUGUGUUCAAUGCUGAAUUUGUAAUGAGUUCAGUGAUGAGGCAGGAAAUCAAUUAUGGAGCAAAAAUACCUUAGAAAAUGUGUAAACCAUUUUUCUUUAAGACAGUAGAGCAGUGGUUCGCAAACCUUUUUUUUUUGGCCGUCACCCCCUUGUUUCCAUAAAUUCAUCCCCAGUGCCCCCUGGCCUGCCCUGUAAAAGGCAUUCUUCAGAAUAGUGGUUUGCACAACCCGGUAAGGAAGAUAUGAGUAAUAAAUUUAAAAUAAGAUACUACAUUUAGCAGCUACUUUGCUGUUAAUAAAUUCUUAAUGUGUUGAAUGGGCAGUGUCUGGUCUGAAUUGUAAAUAAGGGAAACUUUGUAAGUUUUGAGGUUUUCACGGCGAUGACAAUGAAGAAAGUCGUCUUCUGGGUUUAGGC
Molecule: messenger RNA, 5423 nt
Organism: Cryptotermes secundus
Lineage: Eukaryota; Metazoa; Arthropoda; Insecta; Blattodea; Kalotermitidae
Product: PAX-interacting protein 1
Exons: 25
Coding region: 344-5083 (1579 amino acids)
Cellular component (GO): MLL3/4 complex
Source: RefSeq, a predicted model, not a curated record